Messenger RNA from Debaryomyces fabryi, 471 nucleotides. RefSeq lists its product as uncharacterized. The coding region runs from base 1 to 471 and encodes 156 amino acids. Gene Ontology annotation, cellular component: cytosol. The record is from RefSeq and is a predicted model, not a curated record. The transcript has a single exon. Lineage: Eukaryota; Fungi; Ascomycota; Pichiomycetes; Serinales; Debaryomycetaceae. Gene Ontology annotation, molecular function: NAD binding; glyoxylate reductase (NADPH) activity; hydroxypyruvate reductase [NAD(P)H] activity.
AUGUCAAAACCGUUGGUCAUUCAUUUAGAGCCAGUUAGAUAUAGCCAACAACUAUGGGUAGAUAUUGAAGAAAUUGCUAAGGUAGAGCUUAUUGGUGAGUAUUCAAGGGAGGAGUUUAUUAAAGAUCUCCAUGGCAAAUACGCAAAUAUUGUUGCCAUGGGAAGAGGAUACCUUUCAGGACAAAAGGUUGGCAUGUUUGACGAAGAAUUAAUAUCCCAUUUUCCACCUUCAUUGAAAUAUAUUGCACAUCAAGGCACUGGAUAUGAUCAAAUAGAUGUUGAAGCAUUGACUAAGCGUGGUAUUCAGGUAUCUAAUUGUCCGAAUAUCACCACUAAUUCGACAGCCGAUACAAACAUAUUUCUUAUGCUUGGGGCUAUGAGAAACUUUGAAGCGGGACGUCAGAAUCUUAUUGCUGGUAAAUGGCCAACUGGUGGGCUUGGUGCUGGUGUAGAAGUGGGUUAUGCCCCUUAA